GGGCUCACUCACUCGCUCGGCUGCCGCUGUGCCGAGGAGGGCGGCGAGAGAUGCCCGACGGGGGCGCCCCUGCCCGGGACCAGCGCCGAGCCGCGGAGCUGCGCCUGGCGGGAGGCGGCGGGCGACGCGCGCAGCGGUGCCGCUAGCCGCCGCCGGGGAGCCCCUCGGGGCAGAGGCCGCCCGCCUUCGCGCUCCCUCGGGGAUGUCCCCUCCUCUCUGGGCAGCCGCCUUUCUUGGCCUCCACAAGUGGCUGCUGGGCCGGGACCCCGCGAUCCGAGGGCCGCCCCGUCUGGCUAGGGGCCGUUGCCUUGCCCGAGACGCCCGGCUGGGGCCACGGAAAGCAAGACUGUGCUCCGGCGGCCCUCCCCCUGAGGCGACGGCCAGAGGAGGACGCCUUCGCGCCGAGAGAGCGGCUGCGCCCGGCCGCCCGUGAUGUGGACCGUCUGGGGGAGCCCCGGCGGAGCGGAGAGGAUGUCCGGGAAAGUUCUGCUGCUGUACCUGGCGCUCUGUCCAGCCUUGCGGAUCAGGGCUGAGAGCACAGAGGAAUAUGACUACGAUUACCUCAGCUCAAACAAAACGUGGGUCCUGACUCCCAGAGCCCAGGAAACAGAUGCCACUCAUAUCCUCAACUCCCUGCUCCAGAAUUAUGACAACAAACUGAGGCCGGAUAUUGGCAUCAAGCCCACUUUUAUUGAUGUGGACAUCUACGUAAACAGCAUUGGACCUGUCUCUGUGAUCCACAUGGAAUAUACCAUUGAUAUCUUCUUUGCCCAAACAUGGUAUGACCGGCGCCUUCGCUUUAACAGCACUCUCAAAGCUCUUACCCUCAACACCAACAUGGUGAGCAGGAUUUGGAUCCCAGAUACCUUUUUCAGGAAUUCCAAGAGGGCUGACUCCCACUGGAUCACCACCCCCAAUCAGCUCCUCCGGAUCUGGAACGAUGGGAAAGUCCUCUACACACUCAGGUUAACAAUUGAAGCUGAAUGUCUGCUUCAGCUGCAGAAUUUCCCCAUGGACACACACUCCUGCCCUCUUGUUUUCUCCAGUUAUGGCUAUCCUCGAGAGGAAAUAAUCUACCGCUGGAGAAGGUAUUCCAUUGAAGUAUCUGACCAGCGCACCUGGAGACUAUAUCAGUUUGACUUCACAGGUCUGAGGAACACAUCUGAAGUUCUCAGGACAGGUGCUGGAGAAUAUAUGGUCAUGACAGUGUCUUUUGACCUGAGCAGACGCAUGGGCUAUUUUGCUAUCCAGACCUACAUCCCCUGCAUCCUGACUGUCGUUUUGUCCUGGGUCUCUUUCUGGAUUAAGAGGGACUCCUCGCCUGCCAGGACAUCUCUGGGUAUUACUACUGUGCUCACCAUGACCACGCUGAGUACCAUCUCUCGCAAACAUUUACCCAGGGUCUCGUACAUCACAGCCAUGGAUUUGUUUGUCUCUGUGUGCUUCAUCUUUGUCUUUGCUGCCCUCAUUGAGUAUGCCACACUCAACUACCUGGUGGGGAACAAGAAACCAGCAGAGCACAACAACAGGAAACCCAGGCUGCCAGCCAGUCAUGCCCACAUGGUGCCCUCUUACACCACCAUCAACAUCAACAGCAUCUUGCACUGGCCUCCAGAGGUGGAAGAUGACGAGAGCGAAGAGCUGGCCUCCCCUUGUGCAGAAGGGAAGGAAUGUCAGAGGUUCUUUUGCUGCAUUGAGGACUGUCAAACAGGGAUGUGGCGGGAGGGCCGGAUCCGCAUUCACAUUUCCCGCCUGGACUCCUAUUCCCGGGUUUUCUUUCCCACUGCCUUCCUGCUCUUCAAUAUUGUGUACUGGAUUGCCUAUCUUUAUCUCUAGUUUCUUCAAAUAAAGAUUUUCA
Molecule: messenger RNA, 1858 nt
Organism: Sphaerodactylus townsendi
Lineage: Eukaryota; Metazoa; Chordata; Lepidosauria; Squamata; Sphaerodactylidae
Product: gamma-aminobutyric acid receptor subunit gamma-4
Exons: 9
Coding region: 433-1836 (467 amino acids)
Biological process (GO): gamma-aminobutyric acid signaling pathway; chloride transport; monoatomic ion transmembrane transport
Cellular component (GO): GABA-A receptor complex; synapse; postsynapse
Molecular function (GO): inhibitory extracellular ligand-gated monoatomic ion channel activity; benzodiazepine receptor activity; GABA-gated chloride ion channel activity
Source: RefSeq, a predicted model, not a curated record